UAAAAAAAGAGUAGAGAGAGAGCAGUCAAAACAGAACGAGCACGACUGCAAGCUCCAGUUGUCAACUGUCGAUGUAAUAUUGGAAAUUUGUCUAUGUACGUGUUAAACGUGUCGUGCAAUUUGAUAUUCAGGCCCUCUACUAAAGGUACCUGAUUUGCAGAUUGAGAAACAAAAUCUGCGCAGAGGAUUACAGUGAGGAGUCUUCGGGCCUACAACAAACAGAGGCUCUCUUUUGAGGUGGAAGGAUGGCAGAUGCAGAUGGCAAAUCUAGUAUACCAAAUGGUGGUGCAGAGGACCCAGGGGAUAAAGGGGCAGAGGGGGACUCUUCAGCCACAGGUGUCCAGGCCUGCUCCCCUAAUACAGCAGCUGUAGCAAACUCCAGCUCUGCUACGGGUUCUGGGGAAGGAGGCGAGGACAGACCCAUGGCAGAGGCAGAGAACAAAGAGGAGGAGGACGAGACCGACACAGACAGCAUGGACGAACAACUCAUGUACUCCGUGACCGAGGAAGAAGGGGCAGGGAGCGAGGAUCGAAGCCGGAGAGAGCGGGCCAGGGAAGAGGGCAGCGGCGGCACCAAGCGGGCUGGCCGCAAGAGAAACCGGCCAGGCAGUGGAGGAGGAGGAGGAGGAGGAGGAGGAGGAGGCGGCGGUAGCGGCGGCGGCGGCGGCGGCACGCGAAGACACUCCUCCAGCUCGGACGAGGACGAAGAUGACAACGAGGAGGACAAUGAGGCCGCGGAGGAGGAGCAGGACGAGCAGGCCAUGGAGGAGUGGCUGGGCGCGGAGGUGCAGGACCUGGGGCCGCCCGGGUGGCGCGCCGUGCCCUCGCUGCGGGCGCGUGAGAUCGGCUGGGGUUCGGGCCAGUUUGUGCGGCGCGUGUGUGGCGCCCGCGGCCUCGUGCAGCGGCUGGAGCUGCAGGGGCAGCUGGAGAGGCACAACGGCUGCGUCAACACGCUGCACUUCAACCCGUCCGGCACACGGCUGGCCUCCGGCAGCGACGACCUGCGCGUGGUCAUCUGGGACUGGGCAAAGCUCCGUGCCGAGCUGGAGUUUGACAGCGGCCACAAGAGCAACGUAUUCCAGGCUAAGUUCCUGCCACACAGCGGCGACACCACCCUGGCCAUGUGCGCCAGGGAUGGGCAGGUGCGCGUCGCAGAGCUGUCUGCCACCUCACGCUGCAAGAACACCAAACGUGUUGCCCAACAUAAGGGCGCAGCACACAAGCUGGCAUUAGACCCAGACUCUCGCUGCUCCUUCCUCUCGGCCGGAGAGGACGCAGUCGUGUUUGGUAUCGACCUUUAUCUCGACAGGCCUGCAAACAAACUGGUGGUGGUGAAAGAAGGCGAUAAGAAAGUGGGCUUGUACACCAUCUUUGUAAACCCUGCCAACACACACCAGUUUGCUGUGGGAGGACGAGAUCAGUAUGUCAGGAUUUAUGACCGGAGAAAGAUCAAUGAAAACAACAAUAACGGCGUUCUAAAGAAGUUCUGUCCCUCACACCUGGUGAACAGCGAGUCCAAAACAAACAUCACCUGUAUGGUAUACAGUCACGAUGGAACAGAGCUUCUAGCCAGCUACAAUGAUGAAGACAUUUACCUGUUUGACGCCAACCAUAGUGAUGGUGCUGACUACAAAAGGAGAUACAAAGGUCACCGUAACAACGCUACAGUGAAGGGUGUGAACUUCUACGGCCCCAGCAGUGAGUUUGUGGUUAGCGGCAGUGACUGUGGACACAUCUAUCUAUGGGACAAGAACUCCGCCCGCAUCGUGCAGUUCAUGGAGGGAGAUAUUGGUGGUGUGGUGAACUGCUUAGAGCCCCACCCCCACUUACCUGGCCUGGCGACCAGCGGCCUGGACCACGAUGUGAAGCUGUGGGCUCCCACUGCCGAGGUGCCCACCACUCUGAAGGGCCUCAAAGACGUGAUGAAGAAGAAUAAGCGUGAGCGUGACGACGACAGUGUGCGCCAUGGAGACCAGUAUGACACGCAGUUGCUGUGGUUCCUGAUGAGGCACAUGAGAAACCGCAGGCCUCCAAGGGCCCGUCGUGGGGAGGGAGGUGAAGGGGACACGGACGAGUCCUGGAGUUCAGCGGACUCGUCUGAUGAAGAGGAUAGCGGUCCAGAUCAUGUGCAGUGCAUGUCAUCCUGAGCUGAGCUGUGCUCACUAAGACACAGACACGCACACACAUUCAGUCACACAUACAAACACACAUGCAUACUUGUUGUUUUUUUUUGUUUUUGUUUUGUUUUCUCUUCACUAAUCACUCGGAUAUUGAUUUAAUCCAUGUAGCCACACACCUCAGAGGCCCACAUUGAAGCACAUAGACACUGGAAUCCCGCUGGUACAAGUGGAAACACUGAGACCCCAGCAGCGGGUGAACAAACACGCUAUGGGACGUCACACAUGCACAUUCAGAUACACAGGGGGAGAGAGCGCGAGCGAGCGUCGGCUGAAGUCAAUGCCAAGAGAAAACUCUCCUGACUUCACACACAUUAAGCACAUUCGUUCAGAAACACUGUGCAACAACACGCCCACAUAACAAUUAACAUAUUCAUUCAUGCAUACAUACCAAUUUAUAUAUACGCAAAUCGUACAUUUGCUAGCAAUUCCCUUCUUUGCACAAAUGCAUAAGCUGUUUUUUCCAGAGCCGCUCUAAGUUUACUGUCUUUUUUUUAAGAGUAUUUUAAGAAGCCUCUUUAGAAGAAAAAAAAGAAACACCACAGAUUUUGCUAGCAGGCUUGCUGUUACCACGGCAAUGUGAAUGGUCUUUCUGGAAGCAGCUUUACUUCAUUCAAAUCAUCAUCAUCCCACAAUCUACACUCCCGUUCAUUCUCAGUCCCUCACAUAGUGUAUAGGGCACAAGAGCAGACCUGCCAGAGAAUUAGCCUCAAUGUUUUUGGAUACUUUUUGGAAAUUUAUUUUAAUUUUUUGUGACGUUGGCUCAAUCAGCUAGCCGUAGCUCAGUAGGCACCAGCUCACCUCCGAGUUAUAGUCGCAGAGGUGAUCAUCAAGUUAGAGCUGAAGACUGAUUAGUCUUAUUGGCAAUCAUUACAAACUGUUGUCUGCUCUCUUACUCUGACACACACACACGCACACACACGCACGCACUGACACACAUGCACGUACUGACACACAUGCUCAACAACUGCUGGUCAGCUUGCCACUUGGUAUGAUACGAGGUGGACUCAUACCAGUCAAAGCUGACUGCAAGGUGUGUGUGCAGUGUUUUUUUUCCCAAACCAGCAUUACUCUAGGCUCCUGCCACCUCUUGACCGGUCUGACACCCCUGGGCCACAAGUGCCCAGGUGUCCUGUCUGGAUUGUGAAUUUUGCUCUCCCUGUCUUUGUUUUUUUUCUCUUUGUUGGUUGUUGAUGUUAUGGCCACUGUUCAGGUGGACUUGGACAGGGAGGGUCUUGGGCAGGAUCGCCCAAAUGACUCUGCACCCCCACUCCCACUCCCGACAUGAUGUUUUUCCCCCUCCUCGUUGACCACAGUUUCCACCAGUGUCAUCCGAACUAACCUGUGUGUAAUGAGCCCUGUGUCCAUCCUCCCAUGUUGGAGAUGCCAACCACAGAGUCCACGCAGUGCACACUAAGAAACUGUGUUCAUGGUCCCCCACUGCUCUCCUUUCUUAUUCCUCCUUUACUCCCUCGCUCCCUCUCAGUCUCGCUGUGCGCUCUUCCCUGGCCCUGGCCCUCUCCCUUCGCUACUGAGUGCACUUUAAUCAGGGAUCUGCUUAGUUUGAGACGUGUGUUUGCAUAGGCGGCAUGCAAUAUUUUAUGUAUUCAACUUACUGAAAGUAUGCUUUUUUGUUUGUUUGUCUGUUUUUUUUUGUUCAGUCUCUUGUGUCUUGCAUUCUCUAUACUUCUGUUCAAGAAGAAACGUCCGACACUUUGUUUAGUACAGACUUGUGAAUCUGAAAUGAAGAUUUGCCACCAGCUAUUUAGUUUGGAAUUUGCACUUGUCAGGAGACUGUGCAUCACAACCUCCUGAAGUAAUUGACCCCAACCUCCCUCCCUCGAGGUGAAGGGAGGUUGAAUUGAAUUUGAACCCCUUUUCUCCUGAUAUGGGCAGCCACUUGGAUCUCGGAACUUUCCCCACAACCCGCUGCUCCCUGUUCCUCGCCCAAGGCACCAAGGGACUAUUGUAGUAGCCCAAGGCCAGGGAGCUGUCUUUCUGUCUCUUUGACCCUGAUCCUUCAAGACUCGCCCGCCACCCCCACUCCGGUCCCCCCUCCACACACACACAGAACUGAGAAGCUGAAGAGUGAACAUUCAGGUCUGUUGAUUAAUGUUUCAGUUGAAACUCUAUUCCGGUUUGGAAUUGAUUGUGUGUGGGUGUUUUUUUUCUCCCUCAUUUAAAGAAAACGUUUUCCCCCCAAGAUUGUAAAUUUUGGCUAUGAAUGAGACUCUAAAAGAGGUUUCUUUUGAUAAAUGUUGGUCUAUGGAGACCCUCGUUUAGGAUUGUAAAGGGAUGGACAGAAGAGUUCCUACUUGGGUGGGGUUGUGGAGAGCACAGGAAGACGAGGGUGACCUAUGCCUGUUAUUGUUUUUCAUAUUAGGGGAAAAUUAGCUCCACUCCUCUUUUGUACGAGUGAAAUAAGUUAAAUUCUGUAUAUAACUAUAUAUGAAUAUAUAUAUAUAUAUACUAAAAUUAAUUGUAAAGAAAAUUCAUCUUUACCAAAUAAUCUUUGAAAAGAUGUCAAUGUUCAAUUGGUAUUACUGCAGAGGUUUAUAUUGAUAAGACAACAAAGUACUUUUGAAAUGAAUGGAACACACGGCAAAAUUAUUUCAUUACUUUCGUUUCAAGAACCUGAAAUGUCAGACACUGCUUCAAGUUCUGAUGUCGGUUAAGUUUUUGUUUCCUGUUAUUUUACUGCUUAUCUGUUUGAAAAUGUGUAGGUCCAUGAUGAAUGAUCUUUUUCCCACUGCUGCCUACUGUGUUCUACCAGUUCAGUUACAAACAUGUAAGAUUUGUGCAGUAAAAAUGAUUAAAGACCUCCGUUUUGUUUCUCA
Molecule: messenger RNA, 5014 nt
Organism: Engraulis encrasicolus (European anchovy)
Lineage: Eukaryota; Metazoa; Chordata; Actinopteri; Clupeiformes; Engraulidae
Gene: dcaf8
Product: DDB1 and CUL4 associated factor 8
Exons: 13
Coding region: 246-2147 (633 amino acids)
Cellular component (GO): Cul4-RING E3 ubiquitin ligase complex; cytoplasm
Molecular function (GO): protein binding
Source: RefSeq, a predicted model, not a curated record